UGGCGCAAAGCAACGAAAAAGUGCCCCGGUGGAUCCUUUCCCUCUCGAGGUCAUGGCCGCGCGCGUGCAGGCAGCAGUGGAGGUCGUGAAGAACAAGGCACUGAAAGUCGCAGAGGACACCAAGGCCUAUGCGAAAGAGAAGACCUCCCAGGCGAUGGAAAUGUCCAACGCCGCCAAGCAGCGGGUGGUGACCAUGGCUCAGCAGCGGAUGUUGGCAGUUGCAGCAUCAAAGGAGGCAAUGAGGGGCUACCUGCAGAAUGGACAAGUCUUGCUGCUGGAUGCCUACAAGGAGUUCAGAGCCACUGGAGUGAAGGAGUUUUCUCAAAAGUAUGCGGCACUCCUGAAGCAACACACUGGAGAGCACGCGCUUUUGUUGAAGCAGUUGGCCAUCAAACAAUCCCAGCAGGUGAAGGCUUCCUCCUUGGCCGUGGUGGGCUCGGUGCAACGUCGCGUGACGACGACCUAUGAGACGUGCCACUCCAAGGCGCAGCAGGCCGUGACGUCGGCAAAGGCCAAGACGGUGGAGAUCUCCACCAAAGCCAAGAACGUUGCGAAGGAUGGCCACGUCCAAGCGACCGCCGCGGGCGUCUGUGGCGGCGCCGCCGCCCUGGGCGCCACUGGUGGCGCCACCGGGCUGACGGCGGGCGUCGUGGUGGGCGCGGCGCUCGGCGUGGUGCCGGCCAUCUUCACAUUUGGGCUGUCCAUCCCACUGGGCGCGGUCAUUGGAGGCGGUACCGGCUUGGCCGUUGGCACCACCGUGGGCGCCACCGCGGGCGCCGUCAGCGGCGGCGCGGCGAGCUAUGGCGCCUAUGCCCGGAAGGACGAGAUCAACGAGAUGCGAACGCGGGCCGUUUCCAGGGUCUCCUCAGGUGUGGAUCUGGUUCGAGGAAAGGCGGUAGCCUCCGUGGACUAUGUGAAGAGCCAAGCCACCUUGGUACGGGCCAGAUUCGCCAAGGCCUGAGACCAACGGAGUGUGUUGUGAUGGACGUGAUGGACGAGCAGAAAUUCUAAGAGUCUCAUGACUUUGAAAAAGUGGGAGAUAUGAGAAGAAUUGAUAAGAUGUGUAUAGAUUUGUAUAGAUUUGUAACCAUCCACAAUUUUGGGAUAGAAACAAUAG
Molecule: messenger RNA, 1117 nt
Organism: Cladocopium goreaui
Lineage: Eukaryota; Dinophyceae; Suessiales; Symbiodiniaceae
Source: the annotation of a GenBank genome assembly